This is a messenger RNA of [Candida] anglica, 4021 nucleotides long. The record is from the annotation of a GenBank genome assembly. Lineage: Eukaryota; Fungi; Ascomycota; Pichiomycetes; Serinales; Debaryomycetaceae.
CAUUGCUGUUGCCUGCGACAAUUGAAACAUUAUGCUGAAGACUAUACAUGAAGAGUCUCAACCUGAGCUCGAGAAAGGUGACGAAACACUCGUAAAGGAAAGAAGGCUUCUAUCUCACUUUUUUCCAGAUGAAGUUCCUCCAAUUCCUACUGAUGAGGAACGAACUUGGUUCCCCGAAAAAACUUGCAAUGUAUUUAGGAAAAUAUCAUUUUGGUGGCUCAACCCUGUAUUGAAGACUGGAUAUAUGAGGACUUUAAGGGAUGAAGAUUUGUUUAAAUUGACCCCAGAAAUAACGACGGAUGCGAUGGCUGCAAGAUAUUACAAGUUUUUGGAGAAAAGAAAACACGGACAAUCUGAAAUUACUCGUAAUAUGUUAGUACUUGCGGCAAUGGAUACUUUUUUCAAACAAUUUCUGUUGUCAUGUGUUUUUUUAAGUAUUUCCGGUUGUUGUCUCACUUUGAAUGCGUUAUUGGUCAAAGAACUAAUCUUGUAUGUCCUGAGAAGUGGUACUCUUAAAGCAUACCCCGAGGGGAAAGGUGUUGGUUUGGCAAUUGGGAUCGCUCUAUUGACAGCUACUUCUUCACUCUUUAAUAAUCACUUUAUGUAUAGAGCAAUGUUAACAGGAGCACAACUCCGUGCAGUAUUAACAAAGAUAAUUUUUGAUAAGACAUGCCGCUUAAGUUCUAGAGGUCGUCAUGACUAUCCACUAGGGACAAUAACUUCUAUUAUCGGAGCAGACAUCUCUCGAAUUGAUUUUGCACUUGGUUAUCAGCCGUAUUUUUUGACUUUCAUUGUUCCAACUGCUUUGGCGAUUGCUUUAUUGAUAGUGAAUAUCGGAGUUUCUGCAAUCAUAGGAGUGGCAGUUCUAUUUCUAUUCUUGGUCUUUAUUGGUAUACUGACUAGGAAACUAGGUGCACUUAGGCGAAGUGUCCUGGUAUUCACUGACGCCAGAAUUAACUAUAUUAAGGAAGUCUUAUAUAAUUUGAAGAUCAUCAAGUACUAUUCAUGGGAAAUACCUUACGUUGCAAAUAUUAAGAAGGUAAGGGAUCAGGAAAUGAAAUUAGUUCUUACAUUUCAAUCAAUUAGAAACGGAUUUACUGCUCUUGCCCUCACGCUUAACAGUAUUCCAUAUAUGGUGGCCUUUCUUGUACUAUAUGCCAUAGAUUCUGGAAGGAGAAGUCCGGCGAGUAUCUUUUCUUCCAUUUCGCUCUUUAAUACUUUGAAUCAACUGAUUAUAUAUUUACCUUUAGCUAUUCCCGCUACUACAGAUUGCCUUAUUGCAUUUGAUCGUAUAGCGAAAUUCUUGAAUGCUUCUGAAUCUGAAGUUCGGGAUGAGACUAAGAAACAUCACUCUGAAUAUGCACUUGAGGUCAAGAAUGCUUACUUUGAAUGGGAAAAUUUUGAUCAAGAUGAAGAAAAUAAUUUUGACGGAGAUGGUAUCACUAAUAUGUUACUUGAAAAGUCCAAGCUGUCACCUUUUGGUCUCUAUGACGUAAAUUUAAAAGUAAGAAAGGGAGAAUUUGUUGCAGUUACAGGAGCUAUUGGAUCAGGAAAGUCAUCUCUUUUGCAAGCCAUUGCUGGGUUUAUGAAAAAGAAAUCUGGUAUUGUUGAAGUUUACGACUCUCUACUUUUCUGUGGUAGUCAUUGGAUCCAAAAUGCCACUAUUAAAGAUAAUAUUUUGUUUGGAUCUCCAUUCGAUAAAGAAUUGUAUCAACAGGUCCUUCGAGUUUGUUGUCUAGAGGAAGAUUUGAAUAGUUUUGCGGCAGGUGACUCUACGGAGGUAGGUGAAAGAGGGAUUACUCUAUCUGGUGGGCAAAAAGCGAGACUCAGUUUAGCAAGAGCCAUAUAUAAGCAAAUGGACAUUAUUCUUUUGGAUGAUGUUUUGAGUGCUGUUGAUUCCAAAGUCGGUAAACGUAUUGUAAAGGAAUGUUUGACGGGAUUUUUGGAGCGUAAAACCCGAAUUUUGGCUACUCAUCAACUCAAUCUUGUAAAGACGGCUGACAGGAUUAUAUACUUGGACAAAGAUGGAUCAAUGCUUCAAGGAACUUACGAGGAAUUGUUGAAGGACUCGAGAUUCACAAAACUCAUGGCCUACGGCGAUUCACUGGGUUUUGUCAAUUCAGAAGUGGAAAAGAUAGACGUUGAAGAUUUGGAAGAAGUCAACGCAGCCGAGACCCAACCAGAAAAGGUACUGGAUGGAAAGAUUGUAAAAGAAGAAGAAAAAGCUGUAAAUGGCAUUAAAUUUGAAGUUUAUAAACAGUAUCUCAGAACUGGGGCUGGAAUCUUCAGAUUGUAUGGUAUUAUUCCGCUUAUAUUAACUGUGGUAAUAACAUCAACUUUUUGUUCCAUAUUCACUAAUACUUGGCUUUCAUUCUGGACUGCCAAUAAGUUUCCUCAACUUAGUCAAGGUCAAUACAUUGGUAUCUAUGUGAUGUUCACAUUUCUUGGAGUUGUGCUAUUGUGUUUGGAGUUUUCGUUGGUGGCUUACAUUGCAACGAAUGCGUCUCGAAUAUUGAACGUUUUGGCAAUUCAGAAGAUUGUCCGUGUACCCAUGUGGUAUAUGGAUACAACUCCCAUGGGUAGAAUUCUCAAUAGAUUCACAAAAGAUACGGAUGUGCUUGAUAAUGAGUUUGGUAUACAGAUGCGUUUGGCCAUUUAUUCAACUGCAAGCAUGAUUGGAAUUAUUAUUCUUUGUAUUUGUUACUUGCCUUGGUUUGCCAUAGCAGUGCCAUUUCUUUUGAUAAUUUUCAUUCUGAUUGCAAACUUUUAUUUAGGGGCAGCAAGAGAGGUCAAAAGAUUGGAUGCAACGAAACGUUCGUUUGUUUUCAGCAACUUCAAUGAAACACUUCAAGGGAUGGAUGUUAUUAAAGCCUUUAAAGUCGACGAUUUAUUCGUAGAUAGAAACAGUAAACUAAUAGAUUCGAUGAAUGAAGCAUAUUUCCUCACUGUGGCAAAUCAGCGUUGGUUGGGUCUCCAUAUGGAUAUGAUGGCUGCAGUAUUUAUAUUAAUCAUUUGCUUACUAUGUGCUACCGGUACAUUCUCAAUUAGUGCAUCUUCAAGUGGGUUGGUUAUUUCGUAUGUGUUGCAAAUUGCAAAUCAGCUCACAGUACUUCUUAGAAGUUAUACUAAUUUGGAGAAUGAAAUGAAUUCCGUUGAGAGGAUUUCCCAGUAUGCAUUCAAUCUUCCCCAAGAAGCACCUGCUAUCAUUUCAGAAGCGGUACCAAAAUCCAGCUGGCCAUCGAAAGGUGCAAUUGAAUUUGAAAAUGUUAGUAUGAGGUAUAGACCUGAACUCCCAUAUGUUUUGAAAGAUAUUUCCAUAUCUUUCCCAGCUGGUUCUAAAAUUGGGAUUUGUGGUAGAACAGGAGCUGGUAAGUCUUCGAUUUUAACGGCAAUCUACAGAAUUUCGGAACUUGAUGUUGGUAAAAUUAAUAUUGACGGUAUUGACAUAUCUCAAAUUGGAUUAACUAAUUUACGAAGUGGUUUAUCUAUUAUCCCACAAGACCCAGUCUUGUUUUAUGGUUCGAUUAGAAAAAAUUUAGAUCCCUUUGGCACCAGAAACGAUGAAGAUUUAUGGGAAGCUUUACGUCGCGCUGGAUUGAUCGACAAAACUGAUCUAAAAGCAAUCAAAGAAGGAGAUUUGCAAUCCCACAAGUUUCAUUUAGACCAAAUUGUGGAAGACAAUGGUAGUAAUUUUUCGUUAGGUGAAAAACAGUUGCUUGCUCUUGCCAGAGCCUUGAUUAGAGAUACCAAUAUUCUCAUUCUUGAUGAGGCAACGUCGUCAGUCGAUUAUAAAACUGAUGCUACGAUUCAGGCUACCAUCAGGGAUGAAUUUGAAAAUUGUACUGUUCUUAGUAUUGCCCAUAGAUUGAAGACAAUUAUCAACUAUGACAAAAUUUUAGUAUUGAAUGAUGGAUCGAUUGCAGAGUUUGAUAGUCCUUGGCAAUUAUUCUCACGGGAAGAUAGUAUAUUCCGUGAUAUGUGCAUUAAAUCUCAAAUAUCCGAGACAGAUUUUAAACUUUAG